GUAUGGCGGCUAGUUUCGUGAGACUCUUAAUAUCAAAACUAAAUUCAUACUCAACAUCAUUUUUAUUCAGUCAUUACAGUAAUUGGACACUUUAUAUCGAUCAAAAUAUUUCGGGAAUAAAAUCAAAACGACGGAAACCAGACGCAGACCACUUUUUACGCACCAUUGACUUGCUUCUAAUUUAGACACUCGUAAAAAUCAAUUUCCACAUCCGCGCUAGAAAAACAUAAACUUUUCAGAACCAAUCACAUAACAACUUAAUUUAAAUUAACUGUUCGGCGCCCGUAAAUAAUAGAUGUUGACGCGUCAAUUAUUACUCCAAAUCGCUUCCCGCUCAAAAUUAAAAAAAACAUGGGCGGUUCUAUUGCAAGCCACGCCUCGAAAUUUAAACUAAUUUCGAAAGAAGCAUGGCGCGCGGUGUUCUAAAACCAAUUUAAAUUUGAAAGUUAAUACGGUUGGUUUUCAGAUUACUGAACGUAAAUCUUAAAGCUUUUAAUAAUGGUUCUUAUUGCUUUGAUUUAAAGUGUAAGUGGUUUCGAACGAUGCUUGUGGGAGUGUUAUUUGACGUUUGCGAGAUAUUUUUUCUCCCGCACAUGUUUUGGCUUGGGCGUCCAACGCCAACAGCCAGAACCGAGCAAGGAUUCAAUUAGUUCACACAUUAGUAAGAAAGUUAGAAUAAUUAAAUUAUUUAAAGUAAUUCGAUAAGCUAGUGGAUUAAUAACAAUUAUUUGCGAGUUGGAACGAUGGUCUAAUUUAAAGUAGAGUUGACAGUGCGCGUUCAUGAUAUUAAACUUCUUGGCUAUAUUCAAUUUCGUUUAUUUAAAUUUGUGGUUUUCGACGUAAUUGAAAUGGACCCGAGCAAAGACACCCCACGUCAAGAUGUGGCAAAGUUGUAUGAGAACAAACCAGCGCAAAACCACACAAACCCCAACAUUGCCAGCUACACGGAUAAUAGCCACAACCUGUUCCAAAUGAUCAAGUGUCACGAGGAUAGCUUGCUGCGGUUGCAUCACUUGACAGCAGCCGGCCGCCAUAACACCUACGAGCAGAACUACCAAAACGAGCUCCCCUGGUACUCCAAGCAGCAGUACAUGAAGCCCGUCGAAUACCUUGCUUAUGAGGACACGCUUCGCCGAAAAUUCGAUGAGAAAGAGAAGGAAGAUGAGAAGGAUAAGGAUGAGAGAAAGAAACCGAGGAGGAACAGAACGACGUUCUCGAGUCAGCAGCUCGCCGCGCUUGAGAAGGUAUUCGAAAAGACACAUUACCCAGACGCGUUCGUGAGAGAAGACUUGGCAGCGAGGGUCAAUCUUACAGAAGCCAGGGUUCAGGUAUGGUUCCAAAACCGUCGCGCCAAAUUCCGUCGGAACGAACGCUCGGCGCUGUCCAGCCGCACCCUCCCGUCGUCACCCGAGCCCGUCCCCGUCCCCAUCGGCCAACCCGACCGACCCGAGCUGAGAAACAAAGACUGGCUGCACUUCCAACCCACUUUCAACGUACCUAUCGUCAACUCCAUGUAUCAGAAUGAAUACCUGAUGAUGCAGAAUAAUAGACAGUACGUGCAGAACUCGCAGCUCAUGGGGUACAACGAGGGGUACUCGUGCGGGCUGAUGGGGUACACGGCGCCGCUGCAGUCGCACGCGCCGUACAACUUGAACCUGAGACAUCGCGAAUUUUCUAUUAAUAAUAUUACUUUAUAAGAUUUGUAGUUGAUUAAUAAAUGUAUAACUA
This is a messenger RNA of Cydia pomonella (codling moth), 1728 nucleotides long. Its product is annotated as paired box protein Pax-6-like. Gene Ontology annotation, biological process: regulation of transcription by RNA polymerase II. The transcript is spliced from 5 exons. Gene Ontology annotation, molecular function: DNA-binding transcription factor activity, RNA polymerase II-specific; RNA polymerase II transcription regulatory region sequence-specific DNA binding. Bases 849 to 1697 code for a protein of 282 amino acids. NCBI's taxonomy places the organism in Eukaryota, Metazoa, Arthropoda, Insecta, Lepidoptera, Tortricidae. The record is from RefSeq and is a predicted model, not a curated record.